Molecule: messenger RNA, 2375 nt
Organism: Leptidea sinapis
Lineage: Eukaryota; Metazoa; Arthropoda; Insecta; Lepidoptera; Pieridae
Gene: Rpn7
Product: 26S proteasome non-ATPase regulatory subunit 6
Exons: 6
Coding region: 199-1347 (382 amino acids)
Biological process (GO): proteasome-mediated ubiquitin-dependent protein catabolic process
Cellular component (GO): proteasome regulatory particle
Source: RefSeq, a predicted model, not a curated record
AAUCAUUCGCUUGAAACCGUAAAUCGAAAUAGGUAGGUACUUAUUCAGGUUAUUUCAAAGCUUCGAGUAUAGUGAUUUUACCCAUCUCUACUUAUUUGUGUUUACUGAAUUUACUUACAAUAAAGUUUUGCUAUUCAAUAAGUUAUAUACAGCCAAUUAUUAAAUUUUCUAAAGCUAUUAUAAACUGUAAGAAGCACCAUGGAACUCACAGCAGAAGGAAAAACUCCAGAAUAUAUGGCCUUAGCUGGUAUAAAAUUUAAACUCUCUUUGAGCCAGUUUAAAAAUGAUCCACAAUUGAAAGAUCAGUUACUACAGGGAAUUAAAGCAGGGAAUAUGGCUCCCUAUUAUAAAGAAGUUUGUUCAGAUUUGGGUUGGGAGUUCAACCAAAAAUUGUACGAUGAGAUGACUAAACAAAAUGAAGAUAAACUCUCUAAGUUUGAACAAGAUGAUUCUGAAACGCCGGUAUGGCAAGAUCGGCUUGAUUACCUAUGCUCAAUUGGAGACAAAGAAGCUGCAACAGCAUUGGCAGUAACUAAGUAUGAGGAUUCUACCUUAACAACCAACAGAAGACUGGAGGCUGUGUUUGCGUUGUUUAGAAUUGCCUACUUCCAUGGAUGUAAUGUUAAAGAUAUGGGAAAGGCUGUUACUAAGGCUCAUGAACUUGUUGAUAAAGGUGGAGACUGGCGUUCCAGGAACAAACUAAAGGCAUAUGAGGCACUUUAUUGCUUAGCAGUUAGAGAUUACAGCCGUGCUGCAGAUCUCUUCAUCGAUUGUGUGUCCACAUUUGAAUCAUAUGAAUUGGUUGAUUUUGGUACCAUAAUCCAAUACUGCGUCCUCGCUUGUGCUCUUGCACUGGAGCGCCACGCAUUACAAUCCGCAUUGAGACGGCAGGGCGCCGCUGUUCAGGCACUGAGGUCGCGGUUCCCUGAACUUCGUGAAUUGGUAGAGUCUCUGCAUGAGUGCCGAUAUGCAGAUUUCAUGAAGAGUCUUGCAUGGGUGGAGACCCAGAUUUGCGUGGACCCGGUGUUCAGGCCUCACUACCAGCACUACGUGCGCGAGGCUCGCAUUAAGGCCUACAUGCAACUGUUGCGUGCGUACCGCUCGCUCAGUCUGGACAACAUCGCCGAAACAUUUGGUGUGACAAGAGAGUUUGUUGAAGACGAGAUCUCUAAUUUCACCGCGGCGGGUCGUCUUCAGUGCCGCAUCGACGCGGUGGGCGGGUGCGUAGUGACGGGCGCAGGUCGGGGCGCCGACGCAGACCGCUCGCACCUCUACCAGGCGACCAUCCGCGAGGGAGACUUACUACUCAACCGUGUUAAGAAACUCGCCAGCGUCAUCAACUUCUAAAUCCACAUUAUUGUGUACAGAUUGAAUUGAAACUAUCAACAUUUACCAGUAGUAACCGUGCAUCCAAACCGUAGUUAACUUUUGUGGCUACUUAUUACUAUGCGCCACAAAUAUUUCCGCAAAAUAAUUUUUUUUACGAAAAUAAGGGACGAGACGAGUAGGACGUUCAGCUGAUGGUAAUUUAUACGCCCUGCCCAUUACAAUUCAGCGCCGCUCAAGAUUAUUGAAAAACUCAAAUAUUCUGAGCGGCACUACAACUGCGCUCGUCACCUUGAAACAUAAGAUGUCAAGUCUCAUUUGCCCAAUAAUUUCACUAGCUACGGCGCCCUUCAGACUGAAACACAGUAAUGCUUUCACAUUACUGCUUCACGGCAGAUAAAGGCACUGUUGUGGUAACCAUAAUCUAGCCGGCAUGCUGUGCAAAGGAGCCUCCCACUGGUAAAAAACGUAGUAUGGUAAAUGUUCUCCAACUAACAUAUUCUAACAAUAUUAUGGAUUGUUUUAUAGAAUGUCGACUGUUUUCCGCAACGUUGCUUACAUAUUAAUAAUAAUAAUAUUAACACACUCUUACACAAAUUAUCUUGCCCCAAACUAGGCUGAGCCACAAGACAACGACAUAUUUAAUAUGAUAUACUUAACUACUAUAUACUAACUUAAUAAAUAACUUUUUGUUUUCGGAUGUUGCUGAGUAGGAAGUACACUUGGAAACGUUGAAAGCAACUGCGGUGUGGAUGCAUGGUUUAACACAAUUUAUAAUUUAAUGUUACAUUAAAAAAUUGUGCGAUAAUCACGACUUCUGUGAUGUUUUGUGUUUUUCGUUUGCUCUGUGAUUAUUUAGAAUAUUCUGCAAUAUAUUUUCCUUCAAGUGCGAUGAUUUUAUCGUUAGGCAGUCAUUAAUGUCAAUAGUAGUUUUUUGUAAUUUUGACAGAAAAUCGCUCUAGAAAUUUAAAACACACAAUACCUUUUAAACUGGUCCCAAAAUUGUAUUAAAUCAAUGUUGUAAGUUUAUAAUAAAUUUUAAUAUUAUG